UAAAAAGGCGUGACGGUGGCCGAGUGCGCACAGGGCGCCGGACGGUGGCCGACGAGGUCCGACAUGAAUCAUGUGGAGCGCUGCGCUUCGUUCCUCCGGUGUACGCUGGUGCGGGUGGCCGUACGGAGCUACCUGCCAUGGGGGUUGCUGUCCUCCACGCUGGUGGGUUCCCUCCUCAAGGAGGUCUCCCCACUGCCCGAGAGCUACUUCAGCAACAAGCGCAACAUCCUCAACAUGUAUUUCGUCAAAUUGGCCUGGGCCUGGACCUUCUGUCUCCUCCUGCCCUUCAUCGCGCUCACCAACUAUCACCUGACGGGCAAGGCCGUCCUAGUGCUGCAACGCUUGUUCACCCUGCUCGUGGGCACGGCCAUCUGGUACGUGUGCACGGCCAUCUUCUCCAGCGUGGAGCACUACACGGGCAGCUGCUACCAGUCGCCCGCCCUGGAGGGCCUCCGGAGGGAGCACCAGAGCAAGCAGCAGUGCCUCGGCGCCGGCGGCUUUUGGCACGGCUUCGACAUCUCAGGCCACUGCUUCCUGCUGACCUUCUGUGCCCUCAUGAUUGUGGAGGAGAUGGCCGUGCUGCACGAGGUGAAGACGGACCGUGGCCACCACCUCCACACCAUCAUCACCACCCUGGUCGUCGCCCUGGGCUCGCUGACCUUCAUUUGGUUGUGGAUGUUUCUCUGCACUACCGUUUACUUCCACAACUGGUUCCAGAAAGUGUGCGGCACCGCCUUCGGCCUGCUGGGGUGGUACGGGACGUACAGGUGUUGGUAUCUGAAAUCUUUUUCCCCAGGACUGCCCCCCCAGGGCUCCAGUUCGCAUCUGAAGCAAGACAGUUACAAGAAAUAAAAGAGAAACAAAAGGAGUGACCGUAGGACAGUGGUUCAUACAUUUUUCAUGUAUCUUCUUAGUUAUUUGACUAAAGUAUGGACCCCCCUGCAGGGAGGAGGCUCACCAGGCAGUUUGGGUGGGGGCGGGAGAGUCUGCGAGCAAGCUCAGUCCCCGAGCUGCUCUCGGUGGCGGCACAGGCACCACCGCUUCUAGUUUGGCACUUUUUGUCCCGGCAAUGCUUGACCUUGAUCUGGACUGUCCCUUUUGUCCCCAGAGGGCAAGGCUAAGGCUCAGUGAGAGGACAGAACUGGGGAGGCCAGGGCCUCAGACUCCUCUGCUGCCAUCGCUCUCUCCCUGAUUCUAAUUGGGUUUUUGUUUGUUUCUCUGUUUGUUUUAAUGGCUGUGAAUGCUGUUAUUUAACCAUAUUGCCCUCUGGCAAAAACAACCAGCUGUUGCCUGAAAGCCACUCUGUGGUUUCAGUGUUGGUGUCAUCCGCGGAAUGUCAACCGUCACACUGGACUUGUGAUUAGCUACCAGAGCAGCUAAACUGAGUGCCUCUGUGACUGAAUGUCGGAUGAGUUUCAGGUAAUGAACAGUGAUAGAUAACGCUUUCAUCCGUCUAUUAUUUAUUGGUGUUUGGUGCAAUAAGGUUAUAUUUUUUUCCUUCCAAUUUGAAUGAGUGCUUUAUGAUUUUUAAUAACCAUAGCAUUUGUUGUUUGUCGACAAAACUGAAAAUAACUCACAUCUCCACUGUUGUACUUUGGCACACGUGUAGAUUGCUUUGAGGGGGUUUUUUUUUAGAACACUUACUUUUUAUAAACUAAACUCUUGGCUGAUGGCAUUAAAUUCCACCUCGUGGGGCUAUUUUCUUUGUAAGAAGCUUUCCUCACCGCACGUCCCCAGUAUAGACUGACCAGUGUUUCAGGAGGUCUGCUGUGGCCCAAGGAGUUUCUACCUUUUGGAUAAGAUUGUGAUGAGUGAGCAGUGAAAGAAAAUGCCCUCCAUUGCCUUUGAUGGCGGGGAAACUAAGCUGUUUGCAAAGAUGUCCUUAUCACCUGGCCCCACCCUCCUCUUAUCCGUACCACCAUCAGGGCCUAUUGUCCUGGUCUACCCAUUCUGUCCCCUUGUGGCCCUUCUCAGUUUCCCACCUGUCAUUGUGUGGUCUUUGCUGGGAGCGUGCUGGGAGGGGCUAGAAAUCCCAUCACUCCCCCCGUCACACAGGCGCAGUUACAUCCCUUGUGAUAAGAUACCCCCUCCCCUUCCCCGCCUGUUUCCUUAAGCCUUUCAAACUGAGCACCUUGCAUUUUGGAUACUCAUCCCUGAAGCUUCUUUGAUGCCCCCCUCCCCCCAGUUAAGCCUGAGAAUAGCAAACUGAUAAAUACUCCUUAACUCCACUGGCUUUACUCACGUUUUGGUUGUUAAGGGCUUGAGCUCUGGAAAACCUUCAGGGUAAAUUGCAUUUCAUGUAAUGAUGUAUUUAAAAUAUGUAGUUCGUACUCCCUUUGUAUCCAGUUGAGCUGCAAGUUACCUUGUGAGGUGAGUUACCUUGUACCCAAAGAAGGUAGCAGACACAGCAGCAAUGAGAUUUCGGAGGUGCCACCCUGGUGCUUUGGAAGCACUGGCAAAAGGCAACGUCCCCACGAGAUUUUUUUGGCCCUCGGGAGUGGGAAGGGGGUGGAAGUGGGGGUGGGAAGUAGAUGGUGGGAGCUUGUGGAAGGGAUUGAAAUCUCCAAAGUUUCGUGUUCAACACCAAAAGCCAAUGGGCACGGGGUGACCCUGGAAGUUCAUUUCUCGUACUUCCAAUCUCUCAGUCUUUUUCAUCUGGGUCCGAUUCAAGCUCAGCAUCCAAUUAACUCCGCAGAAAGAGUCUGUCACCGAGCCUCGUACGUUGAUUAAUCUCCCACUGCUUCCUGUCCAUGUUAGCACCCUUGCCUUUUCCUGGGGGGCGUGCUCUCUGUCCCUCUGUGAGACAGUUUGGUGGAGCUGUGUUCGGGCUUAGGCAAACUUGAGAUGUGGGUUCAAAACCGGGCACCACUACUGAGAGCUGCCUGACCAUGGGCAAGCUUCGUUCUCCUCAUUUGUAAAAUGGAGAUGAUGCUUUAGGAUGAAAAGACAUGAUGCAUGUACAAUGCCCAGCAGAGGUAAAGUCCCCCGCCCCUUUUUCUUGACUAAGCCCUUUAAAGCUUUCUGGCUCCUCCAGAGAAGGCAGGGGGAUUAACAUCUUUUGAGUGUCAUGGGGGGGUCUCUGUCUCCUGCCAAAAUGGUCUCGUGCUGUCUUUUGGAGAGUGUCUUGUCCCCCAGCCCGUCUGAGGACAUCUGCGAUCACAGAACACUGCCGCGCUUUUUUUGCCUUUCUUUGUUGAGGCUCAUUCACCGACGCCUCAUCUUCCCCGUGCAUCUGUCAUAGUCUGAGCACCAGACUGUAUUUAGAGAAUGGCUCUUGCCACUGUUAUAUAUACGCAGAUCGUGUGUGUAAACAAGCAAAUUAAGUAAACUGGAGAUAAUGAAAUCCCACA
Messenger RNA from Phyllostomus hastatus (greater spear-nosed bat), 3350 nucleotides. RefSeq names its product fat storage inducing transmembrane protein 2 (gene FITM2). NCBI's taxonomy places the organism in Eukaryota, Metazoa, Chordata, Mammalia, Chiroptera, Phyllostomidae. The coding region runs from base 64 to 852 and encodes 262 amino acids. The record is from RefSeq and is a predicted model, not a curated record. Gene Ontology annotation, cellular component: endoplasmic reticulum membrane. Gene Ontology annotation, biological process: lipid storage; lipid droplet organization; phospholipid biosynthetic process. The transcript is spliced from 2 exons.